AGCCAUUUUGACUCAUCGAUUUUGUAAAAUAGUUUAAUAAACCCGGAUCUCUUUGCUUCUUGCCUGAAUUGAAAAUGCUUAUCCUUUCCAUCUUUUAACUCCUCAACCCAUACCAUACCUACUCUACUUGCUUCCCAUAAAUUGCAACCAGCCAGCCAACCAGCACACACAUACAGAGAGAGAGAGAGAGAGAGAGAGAGAGAGAGAGGCUUGGGGCUUUGAGGUGGUGAGAAAAUGGAAAAAGAAGGGCUUAAGAGGGAGCCAGAGGAAUUGGUGUUGGAAGGAGAAGAAGAAGAAGAAGAAGAAGAAUUUGGGAUGCUAGUGAGGGGUUCAAAAUAUAAUAUUGAACGUGAAAUUUCCAAAGAAGUGAGUAAUUGUCAUAGUGAGAAAAAUGGGUAUGCAAAUUUACCCUCAGUGACUGAAAAUGGAAGUCAAGAAUCAAGCUUUGAUGGUGACCAAGAAGGGGCAGAGGAGCAUGUUGACUCAACACCAGCUGAUAGAGCUGAAAUCAAAGAUUGUCUGCCAAGACUGGAGAAUUGUGUUUACUUUGACAAAGAUGAAGAUGGUAAAUUAACGUCUUCAUCAUCAUCUGUAGAAGAAAGUAACAAGAGAAAUCCAGGAGAUGUUUGUAUUGAGGGGAGUCUUCUUACUGAUCUUCAAUAUCAUGGAAAUUUGAAGGAUGAAAACCUGUCAACUUUUAAUAUUUUGCCCACUGAAACUUUACCACAAGAACCUGGUACAGUUCACAAAUUGUCAACUGUUGAAGAGAUAGAAAGUGCUGAUGUUGACCGGAUAACGGAUAGUGAAAUUGAUGCGAAGGAUUAUGACGUCGAGAAUGUGUUACGUAAGCAGAAUACUCAUGAUCUGUACUGCCCCAACUGCCAUUCCUGCAUAACCAGAAGAGUUAUUCUUCGCAAAAGAAAACGAAAGGUUCGAAUUUCUAGUGAAGAUGUUAAACGUAACAAAUUGGAGACUGCAAAUGAAUCCAAAUCUUAUGUUAGCCCCACGCAACUGAGCAGUGAUCAAUGUCAUGAUGAGCCACUGAUCUCUCUUGAUGAUACUCCAAUAUCAGCUGCCAGUGGUUUUCAUCGUGAUUGUGAACCAGAGAUAUUCAGAUGUUUAUCGUGCUUCAGCUUUUUUAUUCCAACAGGGAGUGGCUUCAAGUUGUUCCAGAUUUUUGGUGAAAAAGGUGAUAAAGAAAAUAAGAGAGAUGAGCAAGGAGUGAGAAUGAGCAAAAGCUGGUUUUCCUCCAUUUUUGCAUCGGAUAAAGGGUCUGCUGAUCAAGGAAAAGAUCAUAAGUUAGAUGUUGGGAAAAACAAUAAUGAAGUAAUUUUACCGUCAUCCAACUUGUGUGAUAAGAGUGAUCAAUCCUUGUCCAUUCAAGAAACCAUUCCACCUGUUCAUGUUGACAGCAGAAGCAUUGACCCUCAUGAAACUGAAGCUAAUAUCUCAACUUCUCAAAACGAGCUAGAAAGAGCUGGAAAAAUAAUUAAUGACGCAAUCGAUAUAUCAGUCUGUGCAAUAAUGGGCAAGAAAGGAGAUCCAGUCAACCACUUCGAAGUAGAUACCAACCAUCAAUUAAAUUUAUCAAAUGGAAUUGAAGAAAAUGGUGCAAUUAACGAGUCAUUGACUCCUCCUGCUAACAAAACUCAAGUUAGUAGUGAAAGAUUUGUAGAGAGUACUUUGUCAGCAUCCCAAACUGGGCUGAAGAUUUUGAUAACUUCAAAUGAGGAGUCCAUGACUCUUGAGAAGAAGCAAGCUGAUAAAAUAUGUGAUAGUCCAGAUGGUGUAUGUACAGAUGAUGAAGCUGAAGUUGCACUGACAUCACCAGUUUUUGUACUUAAAGGAUCAGAAGGUGAAACUAAAUUGGAUAUUUCAACAGAUUUUCCUCAACAACACAUUGGAGCCGUUCUUCUCAGUGAACCUCCGGUUGAAAAUAAGGAUGCAAUGUUCCAAACUGGUACUAAAGGCGAAGAUACCAUCAUUUCUGUAGUAGAAGCAGGGCCAACUGAAACUGCAGAAUCGAUGAAUUUGCCAAAUCUUGCGACUGAAAUGUGUGCAGUGGAGCAGCAAGGAACCAAUGCUAGAGAAGGGAACAAAAUCGAGAUCAUCAAAAGUAUUGUGUAUGGAGGUCUAGCUGAGUCGAUCACUAGCCUAAGCAUUGUAUCAUCUGCUGCUGCUGCUGGUACUGCUACGUUGAAUAUUUUUGCCCUCAGUGCUGCUAAUCUAGUUGGAGGAUUUCUCAUAAUCCUAAAUAAUCUUUGGGAAUUGAAGAAAGAUUGCCCUGAGCAGGCCUCAAACCAAAUUAUGGAGCAAGGAGAUCGAUACGGAAAACUGCUGGGCCACAGGGAAAAUUUCGUGAUCCAUGCCAUCGUUAUUGCGCUCUCAUAUGCAGUAUUCGCAUUAGUGCCUCCAACUGUGUACGGCUUCUCAUUUCGCAAGAGCGAUGACAUGGAACUCAAGCUCAUUGCAGCUGCUGCAGCUUCACUAUUAUGCAUCAUACUUCUGGCAACUGGAAAGGUGUAUGCCCAGAGACCACCCAAGUCUUACCUUAAAACAAUCACGUUUUACGUUGUUUUAGGUUUCGUGGUCUCGGGAGUUUCUUUUGCAGCCGGUCAGUUAAUCAAUAGGCUGUUGCUGAAGCUUGGUUUGUUCCAGUCAAGUUCAGAGGUGAACCUGUUCCAACCUGGGGUGACUCAAGCCCAUGCAGCAUGGGUAUCAUACUGAGGAUCAAAAGCUUAAUCAUAUGAUCAGCUCUCAAUAAAUGCCUUAUUUUUACUAGGGUUCUUAGCGCUGAGAAGAAGAAUUUUGAAAUAUGAGGAGUAAGAAUGUUAGAUGCAGUGUUUUUGUCCUCUUUUGGGAACAGGAAAAUUUGUAUUUGCACAUUGUUCCUUUCAACUCGAGUUAUGGUCAGAUAAUCUUUCUAGAAUUUUCAGUUUAA
This is a messenger RNA of Ipomoea triloba (trilobed morning glory), 2941 nucleotides long. RefSeq names its product membrane protein of ER body-like protein. The transcript is spliced from 9 exons. The record is from RefSeq and is a predicted model, not a curated record. NCBI's taxonomy places the organism in Eukaryota, Viridiplantae, Streptophyta, Magnoliopsida, Solanales, Convolvulaceae. The coding region runs from base 235 to 2727 and encodes 830 amino acids.